Messenger RNA from Trachymyrmex cornetzi, 1704 nucleotides. RefSeq names its product Protein singed wings 2 (gene swi2). The record is from RefSeq and is a predicted model, not a curated record. The transcript has 10 exons. Gene Ontology annotation, cellular component: plasma membrane. Lineage: Eukaryota; Metazoa; Arthropoda; Insecta; Hymenoptera; Formicidae. Gene Ontology annotation, molecular function: protein binding. The coding region runs from base 199 to 1578 and encodes 459 amino acids.
UCUUGAUACGACACCUACCGCGUUAGCGCACGCGAUGCGAGUGCGUCGUUAGGUCGACACCUAUCGCGUUAAAUAAAAAAAGUGCUGAGUGAUACAAAAAUUCCAUUACAUACCCUUUAUAAAUUACUGUUUGUUUGUGCGAACAACUCGUCAACGUUGAUAUUUAUUUACUGUAUCUUAACAUUUCAUGUUUCGAGAAUGAUAGUGCAACGAACUUUUCUAUUCGCGUUCUUUAUACAUGUACAUUUUUCACGUGGCUUCACGAAAGAUGACGAGAUUUGUUAUCAUCCACGUGUCAAUAUUCACACCGAAUGCGACUUUGCGGAAAGUCGACAACGUCUCGUCUGUUUUAACGGUUUUAAAGAUGAAUGGAGAGCAAGGAUUAAAGAUGUUCAAGUACUUAUUCUUUGCGUAUGGCCAAAGGCAAUGUUUGAUCCACAAGAGAUUCUACGGGGAUUCACAUUCUUACGAAAGUUAAUAAUCGCGAACAGUAACUUAACUCAAUUAUCCACUGCAUUUCCGAGCGAAAUGCAAUUUCUGGAGAAAAUCAAUGUGACCGGCACCAAACUACGUUUACUACCGAACCAUGCGUUCUCUAAUCUGCGGACUUUGAGAUGCCUCGAUUUAAGAAACAAUGCUCUCGAAGAGAUCAGUAUUACGGUUUUUGAUGUACCUACGUUAGAAGAUAUUUAUCUGACCGGUAAUCCAUUGAGAUGUACGGAAGAUGUAGCGUGGAUUUUGGACUCCAGUGAAGGAUCAGCCGCGAGUAAAGUCGUCGACAAAGACAAAUUACUUUGCGCCACGCCGCAUGAUGGAAGACCGCUUGUCCCGGUUGUCAAGAUAAUCGUGACAUUGAAGGAGGAAUGCAAAGAGACUGUUUGUGAUUGCGAAUUGAUUUACGUUACACCUCCAGGCGAACUUACGCAGAGACAGCUUAUAGUUUUUAUUUCAGUCAAUUGUAGUCAUCGCGGUCUAACAGAAAUGCCCGAAUUUUUACCCACAGAUACAAACAUUCUUCAUCUAAGUGGAAAUAAGAUCAAGGACCUAACUCCGCUUGCGACAAAUCCCGCUUACAAGUCCCUGUUAGACCUCUACAUAGACGAUAAUCUGGUAGAAUCUAUCGCUCGCUUAGAAGGAUCAGACUGGCUGGACCAUUUCCGACGCCUUAAUCUUCGAGGGAAUAAACUUACCGAUUUGCCUACUUAUGCUCUGGAGAAUGCAUUGUUGCACAAUAGAAAUGCAGCUAAUCUGUAUCUCGGCAAUAAUUCAUGGACGUGCGACUGUCACUUUACACCGGGCUUUCAGGAUCUUCUGAUCAGGCAUCCAAAUAUAAUAAAAGACAUCAACGACAUAAGAUGCGCUUUUACGAGUGACAACGAUAACUCAAACAAACAGAUUCGUGAUCUUAAGCGGACAGAGAUCUGCAUUUUACCAGAAGACUCUUGGCUUCAUCCUCUCGACAUCUUGAACAUCAUAUUGGCGUCAUUAAUAUUCCUCGUGCUUGGCAAGCUUUUGUAUGAUUAUUGGUCUUUUAAGAAAACCGGAAAGCUACCUUGGAUCGUCGCCAAAAUACCAUGAUAGCGGUACAAGUGCCUCUUGCAAAAGAGUGUUUGAACGGUCGAGUGUUUGAUCAUUAAGAGUAGCAAUGAAAAUUGUAAUGAAGGGAUGAAUAUACCUGCAUUAAAAUAUUAUUUUAUUUACAAA